Rhincodon typus (whale shark) is the source of this 1912-nucleotide messenger RNA. Its product is annotated as aquaporin-9. Gene Ontology annotation, molecular function: urea transmembrane transporter activity; water channel activity; glycerol channel activity. Gene Ontology annotation, cellular component: basolateral plasma membrane; plasma membrane. Lineage: Eukaryota; Metazoa; Chordata; Chondrichthyes; Orectolobiformes; Rhincodontidae. The record is from RefSeq and is a predicted model, not a curated record. Gene Ontology annotation, biological process: glycerol transmembrane transport; water transport. The transcript is spliced from 6 exons. Bases 14 to 913 code for a protein of 299 amino acids.
CCCAGCAGCGACAAUGGAGACACAGGCUCAGAAGCACAGCCUGAUAGACAAAUGCAAAUUAAAGAAUAGAUGGAUCAAAGAAGGGCUCGCCGAAUUUCUGGGAACAUUUAUACUGAUUCUAUUUGGUUGUGGUUCACUUGCCCAAUCAAUACUGAGCAGAGGAGUAAAUGGCAACAUGCUGACAGUUGCCAUUGGCUUUCCAUUUGGAAUCACCAUAGCUGUUUAUGCUACCAUAGGAGUAUCAGGAGCACAUCUGAAUCCUGCUAUUUCCCUUUCUAUGUGUGUUCUUGGACGGCUUCAGUGGUUGAAACUGCCAGUCUACUGCUUUUCUCAGCUUGUCGGGGCUUUUAUUGGCUCAGCAGCCGUUUUUGGACUUUACUAUGAUGCGUUCAUGGCUUUUGAUGGUGGGAACUUGGCAAUAACUGGUCAAAAUGCAACAGCACAAAUUUUCUCCUCUUAUCCAGCUCCGCAUUUGUCUUUUGCAAAUGGCUUUGUAGACCAGAUGGUGGGUACUGCUGCUCUACUCUUCUCCAUUCUGGCUAUUUUGGACUCUAAGAAUGAUUGCGUCCCCAAAGGUUUGGAGCCAGUGGUGAUUGGCCUCAUCAUCAUGGUCAUUGGUCUUUCGAUGGGGUUCAACUGUGGUGGCCCCAUCAAUCCAGCGCGUGAUCUUGGACCACGACUCUUCACAGCUGUGGCUGGAUGGGGAUUUGAGGUUUUCACAGCUGGUGAUGGAUGGUGGUGGGUCCCUAUCAUCGCACCACUGAUUGGAGGAGUUCUCGGGACUGCCAUUUAUGUUCUGAUAAUUGAGCUUCACCACAAGGAGACAGCCCCAAAGGAGAACCACUGUACCUCAGAACAACAGAUGGAGGGGAAGGCAAAAUAUGAAAUGACUUCAAUACAGUGCAACAAAUAAUGCUGACGAUUGAGUGAAGAGGCAGCUUCUAUGGUCAGGAUUUGGGUCUGUGAAGAGAAUAUGAAUUAAUUUCAUAAAGUGUUUCUUUAUUCUCCUGACAAAUGCAUUCUGGGAACAUGAUUCUUAUUUUAUUGAUAGGGGACAGAGUCAUCAAUUACACAAGUUAUUAUACAAGCAAGCCAAUAUUAUGUAGUGAUAUUUUGAGAGGCUAUUUGGCACCCAAAUAGAGACCAGUCAGAACUGAGACUAGUGCAAUAUUCACUGAGGAAAACCUGGCAAUUCAUGAGUCACAAAAUCACAAUUAAUUUUGAGAGAAUCCUUGUUGGGAGCAGGUUGAUGUAACUCACAACCAUAAAAAAACUCACAGAUGUGAAUGAGUUAUGCCAGUUGAUUUUUGAAUCUAUUUGUUAAAGCACUUUGUCCUCCUGUGUAAUCUGCUAUUUCACACAUAAGCAUUUAUUUAUAGUUGCCGGAUACUACAGAACUUGAAUAUUGCUGAAAGGAGCGCCAUAAUCGGUGAAAUUUUUUGUCUUGCACUCGUCAGGACAAACAUAAGAACACCAAAUUCCAAACUAUUACAAUUUUUGAUCACUUCGAAUUUGGUAUUCUUGCACUUGUCCUGAUGAGUGCAGACAAAAAUACUUCACCACCAUGUCUCUCUUUAGUAAUAUUUAUUUAUAUAUCUGACUUUCACAUAGAAUUGUGUUGCAACAGUGAUUAACACUAAUCUGGAAGCUGCAAUCACACUGCACAAAGGAAUGACAUGCCAACUAAACCAUAAAUAUUUGUGGAAUAAAGCAAACUGUGUAUUCAAAAGAUGCAUUCACAUUCAUCAACAGUAUUAUUGCUGCAUUUUAUGUUUAUAUAAAUCUCAUUGAAAACACAUACAUUUGUGUUUAGUAUUUUUACUUCCACAGGCCCACAUUGAAGUGCUUCUUUACGUGUUGCUUCACAGAAUAACAAAUACAUGUACUUGAAUAAAUUUUAUAUCGAUUAUUA